AUGCUUAGCACACUUGCUUUGAAGUUUUGCCAUCAGAUUCUUUUUGAUCCGAAAUUCUUGAUAAGAAAAGAAUUCAAGUUUAAAAAACUACCAAUUAUUGUCAGAAUGUUGAUAAUGCAAUUAAUGGAUCCAGCUGAACGAUUCGCAUUGAGUCUCACUUCGAAACGAAUGGAUACUGAAGUGAAAUUAAUCAAAAAACAAUAUUAUUAUCCUCAAAUAAUUUUUUUCAAUAGAGCUUCGUAUAUACAACUGCGGGGAGAGGCAGGUUUUCAAAUAUGCUGUUACUCGCGAGGAUAUAAGAAGGUAGUUGGAGGAUAUCACCGGCUACAUUACAAUAAAGCGACACUAAUUGAAAACACAGCUCUAGCUAUCAACAAAAUGUCCGGUGUUUUUAAUAUGGACGGUCUCGAAAUGGUGUUCACCAAAGUAACUCCAAGUUUGAUACGUCUCAAAGAUAUAUUCUCCAAUGACACUUUCAAAUCAUCUUGGGACAAAAUUACAUUACAUGAAAUUGUAUUGAACUCAGAGAUUGUCAACUUCUUUUUGAAUAUGGCGGAUCGUCGUAAAGAAUUUCACAUUUUCGGUUGUGACAUGCCACUGGAUUUCAAGCAUGAAAAUGCUUUCAAAUUUCGAACCAAUGAUUACGGUGAUGCACGAUGGGUCACUUUGAAUGACAUGCUCAAAAUCAGAGGUGUGGAAAAUGUGUCAUUGUACAGGACCACACUAUCUUCGAAUCAUGUGAGAUAUUUCAUUGACCGUUGGAUUAAUUGUCAAGAAGAUAUGUUCUUAUGGAUGCAGGUCAGAGCGGUGGAAACUAUUCAGUUGGGAGGAGGACUAUUCAACGAAUUGGUUGUGUUGGAACAUCAUAUCAAUCCUACAAACAUGAGAUACUUUAUACUUGCCAAGUCCACUUCGCGAGCCUACAAACUGUUGUCUAUUAACCAUGAUGUAGAUUAUGUGGUACUAACUGCAUGGAAGCCAUAUGAAAAUAUCCAGGAAAAAUUCAAAAACGUUUAUGAGAUUAUGGAACUGUUGGAGAAAGAGAAAACAUUGGAAAAGGAAUUUGAAGAGACAACAAAUGCAACGAAAUGGAGGGAAUACAGCAAUCAAAUCCAGGAACUGGAAAGAAAGAUUCAUGAGUUGGGAGUGGUUUAUCGAGAUGGAAGAGCUACUAUUUGA
Caenorhabditis remanei is the source of this 1179-nucleotide messenger RNA. RefSeq lists its product as uncharacterized. The record is from RefSeq and is a predicted model, not a curated record. Lineage: Eukaryota; Metazoa; Nematoda; Chromadorea; Rhabditida; Rhabditidae. The transcript is spliced from 5 exons. Bases 1 to 1179 code for a protein of 392 amino acids. Gene Ontology annotation, molecular function: protein binding.